UCAAAUAUUUUCAAUACUUUCUCUUAUAUAAAUAGUGCCAUAACCUUCCACCCCUUUAUUUAUCUUAACAUCUCUGUCUACACCAUUCACAUUUCACACUAGUGGUAGAGUAGAGUAGAGCAUCAAGUAGUUCCGACCGACAAAGAGGAGAAGAAAAAUGGAGGAGGAACAAGAGUAUCUUUUCAAGAUUGUGGUGAUUGGGGAUUCUGCUGUUGGCAAAUCCAACUUGUUGUCUCGUUUUGCCCGUGAUGAAUUUGACCAUAACUCUAAGGCCACCAUUGGAGUUGAGUUUCAAACGCAAGUUGUUGAAGUUGAUGGUAAGGAAAUUAAGGCCCAGGUUUGGGAUACUGCUGGUCAAGAACGUUUUCGGGCUGUCACUUCUGCUUAUUAUAGAGGCGCUGUGGGUGCUCUCAUUGUUUAUGACAUCACUAGGAGCACUACUUUCGACAAUAUCAAACGAUGGCUUGAUGAACUCAACACCCAUUGUGAUACAACAGUUGCAAGAAUGCUUGUUGGGAACAAGUGUGAUCUGGAGAAUAUCAGAGAUGUGAGUGUAGAGGACGGAAAAAACCUUGCAGAAGAGGAAGGAUUGUUCUUUAUUGAAACAUCUGCUCUCGACUCUACUAAUGUGAAAACAGCCUUUGAAAUUGUCAUCCAUGAGAUAUACAAAAACUUGAGCAGAAAAGUACUCAACUCUGAUUCAUACAAGGCAGAAUUAUCUGUCAAUCGGGUUAGCCUUGCCAAUGGAACCGACAUGUCAAAGCAAAAAACGUCGUGCUGUUCCAGCUAGUUUUGUUCCAUAACUCAUUAUGUUGAUCUUUUCUCUCUUUACCUUUAUAUUCUGCUCUGCCCUCAGUUUAAGCUGGGCAGUUGCUCAAGGGCGUGUCUUGUUUGCAUUUAGUUAAUUGUUGUAUUACUUGCAGUCUUGCAACUAAGGGGAGCAGUACACAAUAACCCCAAUAGGUUAUAAUUGUAUCUUU
This is a messenger RNA of Solanum verrucosum, 980 nucleotides long. RefSeq names its product ras-related protein RABA5b. Gene Ontology annotation, molecular function: GTP binding; GTPase activity. The record is from RefSeq and is a predicted model, not a curated record. Lineage: Eukaryota; Viridiplantae; Streptophyta; Magnoliopsida; Solanales; Solanaceae. The transcript has 2 exons. Gene Ontology annotation, cellular component: endosome. Bases 158 to 790 code for a protein of 210 amino acids.